AUGGUUUUUCGAUCCGAAUUUCGCCAUUAUUCUAAUGCUAGAUUUGUUGGUGAUGAUGAUGAUGAUAUCAACAAUGAAGGUGAAUUCGAGAUUAUCGUAAACGAAAAUGAAGUUUUUACCGAGGCAAGUGAAUCAGAAUUGUUUGACAGAAAAGUUAAGUCUAAUGAAGAGGCUUAUGAGCUGUAUAAUAGUUAUGCAUUUAAACACAGUUUUGGUAUACGUAAGGAGAAGAAACCUGGCGAAGAACCAAAAGUUUACCAAAAGAGGAAUUUUCGCACAGGUUGCAAGGCACAUAUUCAAUUUGAUGUUGAUAAGAAUUCUGGUUUGUUUAUCGUGGUCAAUCACAUUAUGGAUCAUAAUCACAGUAGGGUUCCUAUUUCAAAGAGACAUUUGAUUAGGUCUCAUAGGAAGGUCAGUGAGGAACAAAUUGCCAUGCUUAGCAGUUUGACUGAGAGUAGUAUACCUAUUGCUGAUGCAGUGCGCGUUUUAAAACAUCAAGCUGGUGGUGAGGCAAAUCUUAGUUUUCUUUGUAGGGAUGCAUAUGGUGCGUUAUCUGCCCAUAAGAAAAUGAAGUUUGAUGGAUGUGAUGCAAUGCAACUUCUUAGCUACUUUAAGGGUAGUAAAUGCAAUGAAUAUGACUUCUAUUAUGAUUUUGAUGUCGAUGAGAAAGGUCAUUUGGAGUCUUUCUUCUUUCGUGAUAAUAGAAUGAAGGUAGAUUAUGAUGCCUUUGGAGACUUGUUGGUUCACGAUACGACAUAUCGUUCAAACAAAUAUGAUACUAUUCAGGAAUUUGAGCAUUAUUGGUCAAGCAUGCUGAAUAAGUACAAAUGCACAGAUAACAAAUGGCUUCAAAAUCUGUAUAAUAUCAGAGAGAUGUUGUGUCCUGCAUAUUCCAAAGAUUAUUUCAGUGGUGGUGUUAUAUCAUCUCAGAGAAGUGAAACCACAAACAAGUCAGUUUCUCGUAGACUUCAUGCUACUCAUGGUCUUUGUGAUUUCUACACUUCUUUUAUUGAGGUUGUUGAUGAGUGGAGGAGCAAAGAAGGUAGUAAUGAUUAUGAUAGUUUAACUGGUAAUCGACAUCUAGUAUGGGCAUAUAUUGGGAUUUUGGAGCAUACAAGGAGGAUUUCUACAAUCCAAAUUUAUAUACAUUUUGAAGAUAAUUUUGUGAGUGGUGUUCCUUGCACAGCUAAGGUCAUAGGAAUGCAACCUCCUCUUUAUGAAUAUCACAUGGGGCAUCCCAAAAAAGAUCUGCUUAUGCAUACAGUUGCGUUUGACGAAUCAACUGUCACAGUUGAUUGUACUUGUAAGUAUUUUGGUGAGGUUGGUCUACUAUGUAAGCACUUACUUCGUGUCCUACACUUGAACAAUGUUACUUAUAUACCUAAGAGGUACAUUUGUAAGAGAUGGACAAAAAGUGCUAUGUGCACAUGGGUUGAUGAUAAUGUGGUUGUUGUAAAGGGUGUCACACCUUCUAGUGUAUGGACAUUGCAUUUUAUUCGAACUUUUAUUGGACUUGUUGAUUGGGCGCAAAAUGACUUAGGUGCUCGAACAGUCAUUGAGGAAGCAAUAGAUGAGUGUUCUAAUAGGAUCAAUCUUUUACUGAUAAAAGAUAAAGAUGAACCUCAAGAAUCCUUGAUAACUGAUCAACAUGAUGCUGCUCCAGAUAAAGGUGAAGGCAACCUUUUAGAACCACAAAAUUUUGAAGAAGAAGUUCUUGAAAAAGAGGAUGUUGUGGAAGAAAAACCUACAGUUGAUAUUGAAGUAAAAAUCCUAUCUAAAAGAGGAAAAGGGGGCAAAAAAAAACAGCAGAUUGAAGAGCACCCAAGAAAAGAUUUGCAACAAGCUCAUGGGUCAAAAGAUUAA
Molecule: messenger RNA, 1863 nt
Organism: Chenopodium quinoa (quinoa)
Lineage: Eukaryota; Viridiplantae; Streptophyta; Magnoliopsida; Caryophyllales; Amaranthaceae
Product: protein FAR1-RELATED SEQUENCE 5-like
Exons: 6
Coding region: 1-1863 (620 amino acids)
Biological process (GO): regulation of DNA-templated transcription
Molecular function (GO): zinc ion binding
Source: RefSeq, a predicted model, not a curated record